Molecule: messenger RNA, 309 nt
Organism: Chlorocebus sabaeus (green monkey)
Lineage: Eukaryota; Metazoa; Chordata; Mammalia; Primates; Cercopithecidae
Gene: SPINK9
Product: serine peptidase inhibitor Kazal type 9
Molecular function (GO): protein binding
Source: RefSeq, a predicted model, not a curated record
AGGUCACUUCUUUUCCCUACAUCUGACUGCCUUGGCCGCUUCAGUACUAUGAGAGCAACAGCCAUUGUCCUACUCUUGGCUCUGACACUUGCAACCAUGUUCAGUGUAGAAUGUGCCCAACAAACGAAACAGAUGGUUGACUGCAGUGAUUAUAAAAAGUUACCACCAGGACAAGAGAGAUUUUGUCAUCAUAUGUAUGAACUAAUUUGUGGAUCUGAUGGCAAAACUUAUAAAAAUGAUUGCUUCUUCUGUUCUCAAGUUAAGAAAACUGACGGCAAACUUAAAUUUGUACAUUAUGGAAAAUGUUAA